GUCUAUCCCAGUUCCCCCCUCCUCUCCCAGUUCCCCCCCCUCCUCUCCCAGUCUAUCCCAGUUCCCCCAAGAUGGGGGCUCGGGGGGCUCCCAGCGAGGACAGACUGGUGUUACUGGUGCUACUGGGAAUCAUCGCUGCGGGCAAUGCUCUGCGGUUCCUGGAGGUUCCCCCCAACGUGACGGCCGCCGUGGGGCAGAGGGUGGUGCUGCGGUGCCGCGUCAGCGCCGUGGGGCGCGACCCCCCGGAGCUGGGCUGGUGGCGCCGCCGGCGCCCCUUCAACAUGGCCGACGUCGACCUGGCCCAGGUGCCCCUCGGGGACCUCCAGUGGGUCGCCACCACGCACCUCAGGCUGUCGUCGGUGCAGCCGUCGGACGUUGGGCCGUACCAGUGCUGGGCUCGAGAUGGCGCUGAGCACCUCCUGUCCCACGAGGCCCAUCUGGAACUGGAGGGUCUCCCCAUUUUCCUGGAGGAACCCCAAGACCUCCAAGUUGGGGUUCUGACCCCCUUUAACCUGAGCUGUGGGGCGCGGGGCCCCCCCGAGCCCGUCCGGCUGCUCUGGACACAGGAUGGGGUCCCCCUAAACCAACUGGGGGACCCCCUGAGCACCCCCCCCUCUGUCCUGAGGGUGUCUGGGCUGAACCGCAGCGCUUCGUUCUCGUGUGAAGCGCACAACGAGCGCGGAGUCACCGCCUCGCGGAGCGCCGCCGUCACCGUGGUGCCGCAGCCCCCCCGGAACCUGAUGGUUGUGGGUCGCGGAGAGGGUUGGCUCCAACUGACCUGGGAGGGGGGAAUCAGUGGGGAGAGCCCCGUGCGGCACUGCACCGUCCAGGCGGUUCCGGAGCCUUCGGGGUCCCCCCCGGCCGUGGUGGAUUUGGGGGUUCCCCCCUUCUCGCUCCGUCUCGAGGGGCUUCUGCCCCACAGCCCCUACAGCGCCCGCGUCUCCUGCGGCGGCUCCGCCUGGAGCGCCUGGCUGCGGCACCGCCCUGAAGAUGUUCCUCCGGAGACGGAGACGGAAUCGGGAGCGUUGGGCGCCGUCGGCCGUUGGGGGCCGUGGGGGUCCCCCCCAGGUUGGGGCGCGGCCGUGGGGGCGGUGGCCGUCAUCGUCACCUCUGCGAUGGCCGUCGGGGCCUUUGCGGCACUGCGGCGCCACAAAGAGACCCACUAUGGAGAGGGUUUCUCUCCGUCGGUUUCGUUCCACGUUCGGAGCUCCUUCAGACGCAGCACCGACAGCGCCCUCACCGCUUUGGCCGUCAACGAUGACCUCAAAUCAAAGCUUCGCGACGUCCUCAUCGACCGCCGCCGCGUCUCCUUGGGCAAAACUCUGGGCGAAGGAGAGUUUGGUUCCGUGGUUGAAGGUCGCCUCCAUCACGACGAGAACCGCGUCCUUCACGUCGCCGUCAAGACCAUGAAAAUCAACAUCUGUUCACGAGGGGAACUCGAAGACUUCUUGAGCGAAGCCGUUUGCAUGAAGGACUUCGACCAUCCCAACGUCAUGAAGCUCAUCGGGGUGUGCCUCCAGGGUUGGGGUCCGGGGGGGUUCCCCACCCCCGCUGUCCUUCUGCCCUUCAUGAAAAACGGGGACCUCCACAGCUUUCUCCUGCGCUCCCGCUUGGGGGGCAGCGACCCGGCGCUGCCCCCCCCCACGCUGUUGGGGUUCCUGGUGGACGUGGCGGCCGGGAUGAGUUACCUCAGUCAGAGGAACUUCGUCCAUCGCGACCUCGCGGCGCGGAACUGCGUGUUGGACGAUCGCCUUCGUGUCCUGGUGGCGGAUUUCGGUUUGGCGAAGCGCGUGGGGGGGGACGAUUUCUACCGUCAGCGCCGCGGCAGCCGCGUCCCCGUGAAAUGGGCGGCGCCGGAGAGCCUCUGCCACCGCCUCUACAGCACCAAAAGCGACGUGUGGUCUUUCGGGGUGCUGUCGUGGGAGGUCUUUUCCGGCGGUCGAACCCCUUAUCCCGGAGUCGACAACAGUGAAAUCUAUGAACUCCUUCGGAGCGGCCGUCGCCUUCCGCCCCCCCCGCACUGCACCCCAAAACUGUAUUCGCUGAUGCUUCGCUGUUGGUCCGAAGACCCCCGAGAGCGUCCGAGUUUCGAGGAGCUUUGGGGGUCCCUUGGGGGGGUUUUAAGGGGUACUCCCCCCCCUUCCCCCCCUCUUUACGUCAACAUGGACGAAAGAGGGGCUUCGGGGGGUGUCCCCCCCCCAAAAAAUGAAGGGGAACCCCAAAACGAAGCCGAGAGAGGACCUGAACGUUACGUGGUUUGUCCGUCUCCCCCCCCCGAAAAUGGGGACCCCCCUGAAGAGGAGGUGUAAAUGGGGGACCUCCUCCUGCACCCCAAAAAUAAGCUACAGCACUGCCAACCCCCCCCCUCGUGCCUCGCUGGACGGGCUCGGGGGGGGCCCCCCAAAAAAGAUGGAGUCCCCCCCAAAUAAUGGGGACCCCUCAAAAAGAUGGGGAUCUACAGUAAUAAUAGGGAUCCCCCCAAAAAGAUGGGGUCCCCCUCAAAUAAUGGGGACCCCCCCAAAACGAUCGGGAUCCUCAGUAAUAAUGGGGACCCCCCCAAAAAAGAUGGGGAUCCCCCCAAAUAAUGGGGACCCCCCCAAAAAAAGAUGGGGACCCCCUCCCGGUACUGGGGUGCCUUUGGACCCCCCCCAUUAAU
Molecule: messenger RNA, 2656 nt
Organism: Cuculus canorus (common cuckoo)
Lineage: Eukaryota; Metazoa; Chordata; Aves; Cuculiformes; Cuculidae
Gene: AXL
Product: AXL receptor tyrosine kinase
Exons: 18
Coding region: 72-2309 (745 amino acids)
Biological process (GO): cell migration; nervous system development; positive regulation of kinase activity
Cellular component (GO): signaling receptor complex
Molecular function (GO): ATP binding; protein binding; transmembrane receptor protein tyrosine kinase activity
Source: RefSeq, a predicted model, not a curated record